Messenger RNA from Acanthoscelides obtectus, 2603 nucleotides. NCBI's taxonomy places the organism in Eukaryota, Metazoa, Arthropoda, Insecta, Coleoptera, Chrysomelidae. The record is from the annotation of a GenBank genome assembly.
CCGUAAUUUUCAUUAUCAAACAAAACACGCAAUAAACUGAUCGAAUUCCAACUUGUCUGGUUUCGUUGCGAUAACUCUAGGAAAUUUAUAUUUAAUGUCAAUCAUUACUUAUUACAUUAGACGGAAAAACUAGUUUUUCCUCUGAAAUACAACAAUCCGUCAUUGCGAAUAAAUUAGCCUAACCAGGAAGACGAUACUUUUAUCGCAAGAGUGAAAAAAUAUCAUUGAUAUAACAAUCUGGUUCUAUAAAUGACAAUAUAAUAUAUUCAGCCAACCAAUAACUGUCACAGUUUAUGCAUACGUAGGUACAGCGACAGCGUAUCGUUUAGAUAAGAUAAGAUACUAAUUGUUCUGUGAUGCAAGUGAAAAAAUAUCGAGCGUACACGGUUGUAAAUUUUGUCAGAGAAGUGAGUGAAAAAUUGUGCCCAAAGCGCAGGGAUGAGUGGUAAAGUUCGGGAAGGUAAAGUGAAAUAUGGAACGAUCCACGAGUAAUGUGUACUCGUCAACCCUUUCAGUUGGAUUAAACAGGAUAGGCGAUGUAGAUCACGGUAUUUUGGAUAGGCGACCCAUUGUUGCCAAGCUUGGAAUCGGAUUGGUAGAGUUUUUGACUUCUGCCACCUUUUUCUCAUACGGAGUCUUCAUAUCUCAUGGAAUAAUCGAAAAACAAUACCCCCUGGAAAGCUGUAUAUGGACAACUGUGCUAUUUUGGACGGCAUGGCACGUAACAGUAUGUGUCAACAGCUUUUAGGAGAGCACUAGUGUUUGUCGAUUACUCCAAGCAAUGUAUUACCAUGUUGAAAAAUAAGUCACAGUUUCUUUUUCCACCUUGCGUGUGAAAAGGACAUCCUGGAUAUUAUCAGGGAUUUGAAACUAUCUGACUCUGUUGGUGAGGAUAGUAUUAGCACAAGCGUUGUCAAGAAAUGUGCCCACCUGAUUGCUGGAGUAUUUGUUUACUUGGUGAACUGUUCUUUGGAGGAGCUCCCUGGUCCAGAGCUGUUAGUGAAUACGUAGAGAACUACCACGACAAUUUAUUCCAACUGGUCAUAGGGGCAGCGACAUUAUGCUUAUUUGUUGCUGUUGUCUUGCCGUGGCAUCAACUAGGAUUUGGUAUAUUAGGAGGAAUGCUAUGCAACCUGAUAUCAACCCAACUUCACUACAUAGCAACAGAAAAAUUCGACACAAAUCCAAAGCUCCAUGAAGGGAAUGCUCAACUAGGCCGAGCUCUCGGGCUACUGUUAAUCCCUCAUCUAGUCCUUAUGCUCCUAGAAAGCUAUACAGUUAUGCAGGCACAGCUGCUUUUUGCUUCCAUGUUACUCAAUAUUAUUCCUGCAACGCUGAUCAUUGUCAUUCCCAUAGGGACAAAGUUUAAGUUCAAAGAGAUGUCAAGAUACAGCACCUUGCCUGCUUUGUCUUAUCAAAUGAAGGAGAUGAUGUCAUUCAACUAUACGUCAGAAUCUGAUGCUCAAUCUGACGAUGUCACGGAACCAGAGGCUCCAGAACAACUUUCUCAAGAAGCUGUAGUGGAUAUCCAGCCGCACUUACAAACCCUGACACCGCUCAAUGUGCAGACGUAUUACAGUAACGCAGGAGUCAGCAUCCUGCCAGAAAUUCCUGAAGAGGAGGAGGAUGAUAUCAACACAAUCAGCGCCAAAAGACUGAGUGUCAUCAGUACAAGGCUAGAGGCUAUUAAUCAGAAAGACAGACGAGACAGUAUUAGGGAGGUGUUCAAUAUAAAUGACCUGAUGAACAAAAUGCCUACAACAACUGAAGAGGUCAAAACGAUUGAAUACAUCCAGAACUACAAAAACGAAAACAAAUUCAUAGAGAUAAAGCUGAUUAAGUCCAGAAACUGGUGUUGUCAGCCAUACAAACUGUUCGUCUGGAAGAGAAGGCUUAGGCGUUUCAAUGACUUUCUCAUUGAUAAUUUUAGGAAGCCGUUGAUGUAUUCGUUGAAGGAUCCAUAUUUUUAUCCAACAGUGAUCUCAAAAGGAUCUCUGACAUUUGUGUCAGCUGCAUUCAUAGCUAUAGCACCGUAUUUGGCGUUAACGAAGAACAACUUUAGGAUGGAAGAUACGCCGUGGGUGUUGUCCUACAUAGCAUUCACCUGGUGUUUGUUCCUGUUAGUUCUGCCACUGAUAAGUUCGUUUUCGAAUGGCCGACUGCGAAUUCUGUUCGUCAUGGGCCUCUUCAUGACUGCAUGUAGUAUGCUAAUUCUGACGAAGUUGCGACCAAAAAACGACCUAACAAUACUCAGUUGCCUGAUGUUCGGUUUGGGCUUCGGCAUAAUAAGCUACACAGAGGCCGUCAUCCACAGAUGGUUUAUCGGAGCCAGAAAAUGGACAAUGAUUAAAGGAGCAGUGGAUACGCUCUCGGCGUUUCUUGUGAUAUUAAUUUAUUUUAUAAUUGUCUUAUACAAAGUAGAUGUACUUAACAAUAUUGCUUACAUAGCACUUGUCGUAUAUUUGUGUAAUUGCAUCUUUUGGAGCGUGGCUCCAGUUCUUGUCUUAUUCGUGGGGUACCUUAAGAGACCUCACUAGAAAUCGAGAUACGUUUGUGUGAUGCUUAUUUAUUGUGCCAAUAUAAAUGUGUAUUAUUUUCAGAUA